Dicrocoelium dendriticum is the source of this 953-nucleotide messenger RNA. Lineage: Eukaryota; Metazoa; Platyhelminthes; Trematoda; Plagiorchiida; Dicrocoeliidae. The record is from the annotation of a GenBank genome assembly.
UUCAAAUGAGCCGAACGAUGGCCGAGUCGUGCUUUCAGUGUGCCUCAUAAGCAUGUGCUUCAUGGAUCGCGUUGGUUCACCACAGAGGUCUCUGUCGCCUCUAUGUGUCCCACAUUGGAUCUAACUUUUUAACUAUGCAGGCUAAGCACAUGGUGCUUUUGUCCAUGGCGUUUGUGAUAUUGGGGUUCGUGAUACUCAUCAUAGGCGGUAUCAUGUUGGCCACAGCCACAAACUAUCCAACAAGCGAAGAAGCUGGAACCGUAUUAUUACGAGUUUCGGGUCGCGUGGCCUGUGUAUUCGGGGGCCUGCUGAUCGGGAUCACAAUGUGCACCUGUUUAUAUAUGUGCAUCAUAGGUGCACGUUACGCAGCCACCCCAGAUGAGAACGAAAAUCCUACGAUGGGUCAGAUGAUCAAAGCUACAAAGCCAGCAAUUAACAAGUCCAUCCUGAAAACACCAGGACCGCAAGCCGGGGUUCGUCGAUGGCCAAUGGAUGAAAAGUGGACCACUUCGAAUAGGCUGCAAAAGACCGUGAGACUGCGCCACAACUCACCUAGUGGUGACAAGCCCGAACAGAGCCAGAUAAGCCAAUUGAAUGACAUACCUUGGAAGAAUGCGCACAAUUCUGUAGAUCCUCAAGAACUCUUCCGUCGACCACACGCAAAUCAAGGAUUCCCAUACAUAUCCCGUCGGCAUAGACGUUGUCAAAGCCUGGAUCAAUCCACCGCUCUAGUCCAUUACACACCCGACCCCCGUCCACUUUUCAACACGGAUAAUUUCUCUCGUACAAUGCAUAAUAGGUUGUGGAUGCCAAGCCUGGACGAUUCAAGCAUGUCGGCUUUCCGCACUACCGAUCCCAUUUCGUCAGAUCUACUUGGUCGACAAGUGGAGCCUCUGGGCUCUAUGUUGCAUCGCGGAGGACGUAUUAAACUCGGAAUGUCAUAUCUGAGUUAA